Messenger RNA from Rotaria sp. Silwood2, 783 nucleotides. The record is from the annotation of a GenBank genome assembly. NCBI's taxonomy places the organism in Eukaryota, Metazoa, Rotifera, Eurotatoria, Philodinida, Philodinidae.
AUGUCGACAACUACCACAGAUGCAGUAAUAGUUACAUUAGAACAAGUUCAUGGCACUGUUAUGAUACUCGCCUGGAUCGUUUUCGCUUCGGCUGGAAUUUUGUUUGCACGAUAUGGUCGUCGCAUACGUUUUGGUGAUACAAGCAAGUUAUUUGGUGCAGAUAUCUGGUUUCAAAUGCAUCGAUCCAUUGUUAUACUGGCUGCUAUUACAAUAUUAGUCGGUCUUAUAAUCAUUCUUGCUAAAGGCGAAAAUGAAUCGGUCCAGCGCAACAGAGAUGAGCAACGUGUAAAAGCUCACUCAGCUUUGGGCUUCAUCGUUAUAGGUUGUACUCUGUUACAAGUUGUGAUGGGAUUAUUUCGUUGUGGUCCUCAGAGUGCCCAUAGGUUUAUAUUUAAUUGGAUUCAUCGAACUGUUGGCAUUCUAGCUUUUAUACUUUCGAUACCCACUCUCUUUUUGAUUACAUCCGUUCUUAAAACCUAUUUGACUGGUCUUAUGAUCAUUCUAUCACUUUGGGCUGGUUGGAUUGCUAUCAUUGUUAUUGUUCUUGAAAUUAUUCAAUAUCGAAGUCGAUCAAACUCAUCCACAAUAGGAACCAAAAUGGAAAACGGUAAAGAUGGACAAGAACUCAAUGACGGAAAAUUGGAACGAGUUCCAAGCGGAUCGAAAAAUAUGAAGCCAGAACCAAGAAAUUACAAUAACUUGACAUUGUCUUUAUUUAUUUUAAAUUUAAUUGUUGCUAUUGGUCUUGCCAUUCCACUCAUUGUUCUCAUAUGGCAGCAGUAG